Messenger RNA from Lethenteron reissneri (Far Eastern brook lamprey), 1690 nucleotides. Its product is annotated as DPY30 domain-containing protein 1-like. Gene Ontology annotation, cellular component: Set1C/COMPASS complex. NCBI's taxonomy places the organism in Eukaryota, Metazoa, Chordata, Hyperoartia, Petromyzontiformes, Petromyzontidae. The record is from RefSeq and is a predicted model, not a curated record.
GUUGCGGGGGGGUGGUGGUGGUGCGCGUCCAGUUGCUAUGGUUACAGACUAGGCCCCGUUGCUAGGGCGACCAGGGGAGCGAGUCUGUGAUGAAGAUCACGUAAAGUUACAGCUUGGAUGAAGUUUUAUAAUUACGCGUUUGUUAUCAAUAACAGGGACAUAUUUAUUUUUUAUCUUACAGACACGGGUAUAAUAUACUUACUGUAGAUCGCUAGAAUAAUUCCGGUAGUCUUCAAAGGCGAGUCCUUCCUAGACGCGGAUAUCUUCACUUACAAUUUGCCUCGCCAUGGACUCGGAGUACCUGAAGCUGCGCAUGGGGCCCUGCCUGGCGGCUGGCUUGGCCGACUUGGUGCUACGGCGUCCAGCGGAUCCCAUCGAGCAUCUGGCUCUGUGGCUGUAUAAGUACCGCGAGAACGCCACGCACGCUGCGGCGAGGGCAGAGGAGAUGGUGGAGCUUCAGAAGCAGAGGGAGGAGGCCGCCUCGCAGGAGACCCAGAGAGAAGCGGAGAGAGAAGCACUGAGAGAAGCAGAGCGGGAAGCGCAGAGGGAAGCACAAAGGGCAUUAGAGAAGCAGGAGCAGCUGAGGCUGGAAGAUGAGAAGCUGCAGAAUUCUUCAGAAACAAUACAACCGUCGCAGGAUGUUGAGCAGGUGGCCGAGGAUAGGACUUUGGUUGAUGCCUUCUCUCGGCCGGGGGCACCAACGCUGCCCACGCUGCAGGAGGGAGACGAGAGUAACGUUCACGAGGACGAUGAGCGAAGAGACAAUGAGAGUGGAAUAACCGAGCUGUCAGCGCAGGCUCGCGGUCAGACGCCCACCACCGCCCCCGCCACCGAUGCAGCCGAAGCACGAGACGGGGACGGCGAGAUAACGGAACAGCACGGAGACGGGGAGGGAGGAGCCGGCGUGGAUGCUGGCGCGCCAGACACGAGCAGGGAUGACGAAGUCGAGAGGACGAACGUCGACAUGGCAUCGGAAGAGGAGGUACCUGCCCCGGCUGACCCUGAAUAGACGUGAAAUGUCACAGUUUUCAAGCCAAGUUUUUAUUUUAUAUGUAAAAAAAUAUAUACCGAACUUAGGCAAUACUGUAUAGGCCCUACAUCUACUAGGCACAAUAUCAGUUUGGUGUGUUUUGACAUAUAUAUGGGAAAUAUGUAGUGAUUGCAAUGCUAAAUAAACAAAUUGUGGGAGACUUUUAUUCCAAAAUUAUAAAGAAGCACCUUUGAUUACAAAUACUUUAGAGUAUUUCAGCUGUAAGUGUUUCACUGUGCGGUAUUCUCUAUUAUCUUUUGAACUGUUUAUUGUGAUUAGUUUGUUGUCCUUCCCCUGCACCUCCGAUUAGCAAUGUUGGUUACAUACGGUGCGAAAGAAGUUGAACAUACAUAUAAGUUUGACGGAAAUUAAUAACGAAUAGCUUCGUGGAGAAUAUAAGUAACAACACAAAUAAGCAGUUCAUACACCUCUUUCAAUCGUAUAAGCUGGCAUCAUUGCUGAUGUAUGCCCAUUGUUCUCUGCAUUGCAAUUAAAGCAACAGCUUAGACCACAGAGGCUCAUGGUGUAGCCCUGAUUGUAAUUCACAAUCUUUUGAGUAGGUUGUCAAAUUGUCUGGGGAAGGUUGGUGUACUGGCAUUGUGCUCAGCAUUGCAUUGAAAAACAAAUAAAGCAGCUGAUGCGAUUUGAAUGAUUCUGGCA